AUGUCUUCGAAGCAAUCAGGACGGCAUGAUCUCGACGACGCCAAAUUGGGCGAAUACCUCCAACAGCACAUUCCGGAGUUCAAGCUUCCUAUCAAAUCAACAAAGAUUGGAUAUGGCCAGAGUAAUCCAACUUACUUUGUAGACGAUGCCAACAAGACUCGAUACAUCCUGAGAAAGAAGCCAUCCGGAACGAUCAUAUCUCCAGUUGCUCAUCGGGUCGACCGAGAGUAUAAGGUGCUCAAAGCACUUGGCAAAGUUGAAGGCUUCCCUGUACCAAAAGUAUACUGUCUUUGCAUGGACUCGACAGUGAUUGGGACAGCAUUUUAUGUAAUGGAGUUCGUUAAAGGCCGCAUCAUCACCGACCCCAAUCUCUCAACCCUACCCCCCACUCAAAGACGGUCAGCUUGGUUCUCCCUAAUCUCAACACUUGCGUGGCUACACUCCAUUGACCCCGACUCAAUCGGGCUGUCCAACUUCGGCAAGAAAAAAGACUUCUAUACACGCCACUGUAACACCUUCUCGCGCAUCGAAGCGCAGCAAGCCAAAGUCAAAGACAUAAAAACCGGCGCCGAGCUCGGCCGUGCACAUCCAAACUUCGACGAGAUCGUUGACUAUAUCCGCAAAAACGUGCCUUCGGGUCGCACAAGCAUCGUCCACGGCGACUACAAGUUCGACAAUGUGAUCUUGCAUCCCACGGAGCCGAGGGUCAUUGCUCUUCUGGACUGGGAGCUGAGUACGCUGGGAAACCCGAUGAUGGAUGUGUGCUAUGCGUGUGGUCCGUACUGGAAUCGCGCGCGGAAGGGCGGCGCGUUGAGAGAUGAUCAGGGCGGUGAGGUGUAUUUGCCGGAGAAUCAGAGGAGGAAUGGGAUGCCGAGUAUGGAGGAGCUGGUCUAUGAGUAUGCGAAGAUUACUGGAUGGGAUCCGAGGCAGGACCAGUGGGAGGUUGCGAAGGUGUUCCAUUUGAUGAAGGGAAGCACGAUCAGUCAUGGAAUCCAGGCAAGGACGAUGAGUGGGCAGGCGAGCAGUGAAUUCUCACACAUCUACUUUGAGAACACGAAGAGAGGGUUGGACACGGCACUUGCACUGGUUAGGUCAUUGAAGGAGAGAGAGACUUCGAAGAGCAGCUUGUGAUAAUGCCGACGAGUGGCGACUUCGGUUGUAAAUAAGUGUGAAAUAGAACAAUAGGGUGUUUCAAUCUUAUACAAAGGAAAAUUCCAUCAUACGCAUAUCACAGCUGGCUUCAGCUUG
Molecule: messenger RNA, 1248 nt
Organism: Didymella exigua CBS 183.55
Lineage: Eukaryota; Fungi; Ascomycota; Dothideomycetes; Pleosporales; Didymellaceae
Product: APH-domain-containing protein
Exons: 3
Coding region: 1-1131 (376 amino acids)
Biological process (GO): protein phosphorylation
Molecular function (GO): protein kinase activity
Source: RefSeq, a predicted model, not a curated record